This is a messenger RNA of Beta vulgaris subsp. vulgaris (sugar beet), 2386 nucleotides long. Its product is annotated as T-complex protein 1 subunit theta. Lineage: Eukaryota; Viridiplantae; Streptophyta; Magnoliopsida; Caryophyllales; Amaranthaceae. The transcript is spliced from 13 exons. Bases 306 to 1952 code for a protein of 548 amino acids. The record is from RefSeq and is a predicted model, not a curated record. Gene Ontology annotation, biological process: protein folding. Gene Ontology annotation, molecular function: ATP-dependent protein folding chaperone; ATP binding; ATP hydrolysis activity. Gene Ontology annotation, cellular component: chaperonin-containing T-complex.
CCAAAAAAUUUAGAAACCGAAUUGAAUCCCAAAUAUUUUUAGACCCGGUGGGAUUAGAAUCCGAAAUAUUUUCGACACGAUGGAUCAGGGCAAAAUUUGGAUCUUGGGGUGAGUAUCCGGAUUCAGAUCUAAUCCCAUGACCCGGAUAUGUAGAUCCGUUUCUUUUUUAAAAAAAAAACACCUUCGAUCACGGCUCACUCUCAGUCUCACUGUCCUUCUCUCUCUCCUCUAUUCAAAGUUGAGCUCCCAUAAUAAAAUUAGUUACAUUCUUCUGAUCGUUCUUUUGAAAAAGUUAAGGAGCAAAAAUGGGGUUCAAUUUACAGCCAUAUGGUAUGCAAUCGAUGCUAAAAGAAGGGUACAAUCAUCUUUCUGGCCUCGAAGAAGCCGUCCUUAAAAAUGUCGAUGCUUGCAAAGAACUCGCUCAUAUCACCCUUACUUCUCUUGGUCCUAAUGGAAGGAACAAGUUGGUGAUUAACCACUUAGAUAAGCAAUUUAUUACAAAUGAUGCUGGCACCAUUGUGAAUGAGCUUGAGGUACAACAUCCUGCUGCUAAACUCUUGGUUUUGGCCAGUAAGGCUCAGCAAGAGGAGAUUGGUGAUGGAGCUAACUUGACAAUUUCUUUCGCUGGCGAGCUUCUCCGAGGUGCAGAAGAGCUAAUAAGAAUGGGAUUGCACCCAAGUGAAAUUAUCAUAGGAUAUACCAAAGGAAUUACCAAGGCAAUUGAAAUUUUGGAAGACUUGGUUGAGGAAGGUUCUGACAAAAUGGAUGUGAGGAAUAAGGAUGAGGUUGUAUCUCGGAUGAAAGCCGCUGUUGCAAGCAAACAAUUUGGUCAGGAAGAUGUCCUGUGCAGCCUUAUUGCAGAUGCUUGCAUCCAAGUAUGUCCAAAGAACCCUGUAAACUUUAAUGUGGAUAAUGUUCGUGUUGCAAAAAUUGUUGGAGGAGGUUUGCAUAACUCUUCAGUUGUCCGAGGCAUGGUUUUGAAGAAUGAUGCUGUUGGCAGCAUCAAGCGAAUGGAGAAAGCCAAGGUUGCUGUGUUUGUACAGGGUAUUGAUACAUCAGCCACUGAAACAAAAGGAACUGUUCUCAUCCACAGUGCUGAGCAGCUGCAAAAUUAUGCAAAAACGGAAGAAGCUAGAGUCGAGGAGCUAAUUAAGGCUGUUGCUGAUUCUGGUGCCCAAGUUGUUGUAAGCGGUGGAGCUGUAGGAGAUAUGGCACUGCAUUUUUGUGAGCGUUACAAGCUUAUGGUCCUCAAAAUCAGCUCUAAGUUUGAGUUGCGAAGAUUUUGUCGCACAACUGGGGCAGUUGCACUUUUGAAGCUCAGCCAACCUAACCCAGUUGAUUUGGGAUAUGUCGAUUCUGUUGUUGUUCAGGAAAUUGGUGGUACAAGGGUCACUGUUGUGAGAAACGAAGAAGGUGGGAACUCUGUAACGACAGUGCUAUUACGAGGAAGUACAGAUAGUAUAUUGGAUGAUCUGGAAAGAGCAGUUGAUGAUGGAGUAAACACUUACAAGGCUAUGUGCAGGGAUAGUCGAUUUGUCCCUGGUGCGGCAGCUACUGAAAUUGAGUUAGCUAGGAGACUGAAGGAGGUCUCAUUCAAGGAAACAGGUUUAGAUCAGUAUGCUAUUGCAAAGUUUGCCGAAAGUUUUGAGAUGGUGCCCAGAACACUAGCAGAGAAUGCUGGCCUUGAUGCAAUGCAAAUCAUAUCUUCAUUAUAUAGUGAACAUUCAUCUGGAAAUUCAAAAGUGGGCAUUGACCUGGAGGAGGGCUCAUGCAAGGACGUUUCAGCCUUGAACAUCUGGGACCUCUAUGUCACCAAGCUUUUUGCUCUUAAGUAUGCUGCUGAUGCAGCCUGCACUGUUCUUCGAGUUGAUCAGAUCAUAAUGGCAAAACAAGCUGGUGGACCCAGGAGAGAUCAGGCCGCGGCCGCUGGUGCUGGAAUGGACGAGGACUAGGUGCUGUGCAUGAUUUAACUUUUUAUUGCAUGUUUCACCUAAAAAUGGUUUUGUGGUUUAGGUUUACUCAAAUAUUCCUACUUCUAAUGCUUUUUGAUGGAGUGAAAAACACAAAAUUUUGCAAUGAAGGAGAAUGUUAGAUGCUUAAGCUACAGCUAAAAGAAUUUAGGAGGAGAUAAAACUUUGGCCAACUAUCGACUGUGCUUUUCUUCGGCCGUUGGGUUGAUGCAAGAUUGUCUUGUUUAUUUUUGGGUUUUUUUGUGUUGAUUACCACUUUUCCAAUAGGUCAUUUUGUUGCAUACCUUUUUUUCACAAAAAAAAGAGUUGUAAUAUAGCUACAACCUUUAUAUAAUGGUAUACUUGAUUAUUUUACCUCUUACUAGAUUUUUGGAGUAUUUUUUAGUCCAACAUAUUAUAAUGUAUUUUCUUCAUUA